Messenger RNA from Oikopleura dioica, 1374 nucleotides. The record is from the annotation of a GenBank genome assembly. Lineage: Eukaryota; Metazoa; Chordata; Appendicularia; Copelata; Oikopleuridae.
AUGCUACGACUGCGAAAAGCAGCGAUAGUUUGGAAUCGGAAAAAUAGAGAGCUUCCAUAUUUGCAAAAGAAAGAUGUGAAUUCUUUCGCGAGCGAGGAGGAGUUUCAGGAUGCUACGGACAUUGCGACUUUGAGAAAAGCGAAACCAGAGUUGUACCAUUUUGAACAAGUCGUGCCUUACGGAUCCAGAGUGCUGCCGAAUGACAAGUUUAAAUUCUUGGUCAAUCCGGUCAAGUGGGAAAGUCACGAAGAAUACUACAGAGCAGCGCUUGAUGCAAGAGAAGAAGAACUCGAAAGCUACCAUCCAGCUGACUGGGACUUUGAUUAUGACCACCGAAUCACUUGGUUUGGCAUGGAAAAGCUAGAGGAAGAAGGCGCUGCUGACAAACAGUCUUGGCAGAUAUUCCCAAAAAGCGAAGUUGAAAAAGUUAACAUUGGAUUUUAUCUUCCUGAACCCAAUCCUGUCGAAGUUGAAGAGCCUUCCAAGGAGAAAAGAAUCGCGAUGAAAAAGGACAUUCUUCUUGGGCAGCUAAAAGUCGACGAGGGAAAAAUCAACUCGGCGUUUUUCGAUAAUUUUACUAAUAUGACGACGGAAAAUCUAAUCGGAGCUAUCGAUACGGCACAGGAACAUUAUAACAUUCUUCAGGAUCAAUUUGGAAAUGGUCGAUUUUGCUCCGUGGUUCCUUUUGAAGUUUCUUGGGGAAAGAUGGUGAGCUUUUGGGGCAAUGAAAUCCCAGCUGAAGACAUGAAGGAAGCACCAGAGUUCAAGCUCAAGCAUGCUGAGGGAUCUCUUUACACUGUCGUUAUUUCUUCGUUAGACAGUAACUUUAUCGAAAACGAUGGUUCUACGCCAGAAAUCCUUCACUACGCCGUUUCAAACGUCAAUGAAUCCACUUCUGGCGAUGUUCUUUGCGAUUACCUCCCUCCCAUUCCGGCGAAAGGCUCUGGCUACCAUCGACUUGUGUGUACCGUUUACCAUCAUACAGAGAGAUUAGAGAUCCCAGCUAUCGACGGAUCAUUAAUUUCCAAUCGUCAAUUUUCUUCAGCGCAGUUUUUAAAAGAUAACGAAGAAAUUCUGACUCCUGCUGCUUUCCGCUUCUCACAAGUUCAAUGGGAUUCAAGCGUGAGCGAAACCUUUUCAAAAAUCCUCGAAAUGCCGGAGCCAAAAUUCGCUUACGAAGCGCGGGAGGAAUUCCCACUUUCCAGGCCCGCAGGCUUACCCAGCGGUAUCGAAAUGCCCGUCAUCAAAUCUUGGUACCCGAAAGAGCCCAAAUACCCGCGAAGAAUGGAGAGACAACCUAUUAAACCAAAACUGCGACAAAUUAAUUAUUUAUAUGAUCUGAAUAACCAUCACGGAAUGUUUGAUAAUAAAUAG